AUGUCAUCUACAGAGCCCGAAACCAAGACAGGGACGAUGCCCAGGGAGGUGGACCACGAAGCAGAGACGUCAUACGUUCGCAAGGUGGACUUCGUUCUGCUGCCAUUACUUUGUUUGAGCAACUUGGCGAAUGCCAAAACCGACGGACUGGAGCAGGACCUUCACUUCCAAGGCAAUGACUACUCACUGAUUGUCUUGCUCUUCUACAUCCCGUUUGGGCUCUGCGAUCUGCCCUGGAACCUGUUGCUCAAGCGAUACUCCGGGCGCAUCAUGUUGUCUUUCAUGACGGUUGUUUGGGGAAUCUUGGCCCUGUGCCAAUGCGCGGCGAAGAGCUUUGGUGGUAUGCUGGCCAUCCGGAUCAUUUUAGGAGUUUUCGAAGCAGGCUUCUUCGCUGGCGCCACCUUCUACUUCACCUUGUUCUAUACUCGUGGGGAGAUGGGCUUUCGACUGGCAAUUAUGCAGUCGUUUGCUGUCCUGGCCUCCGCUUUCAGCGGGUUGAUCUCCUUUGGUGUCUUCCAAAUAAACGAGCCUGCUGUGAAAGGGUGGCAGUGGUUGUUUAUCAUUGAGGGGGCCAUGACACUCGUCUGCGGAGUGGUCGGCUUCUGGUGGCUCCCAGACGGUCCAUCCACUGCAUGGUUCCUCACGGAGCGCGAGCGAGCAGCGGCCACGGCACGGCUGCUGCGCGAUACUUCAUCCGAAGUGGACACAGGGUUGAACAUAAAGGAGUGUUUCCAGACCUGGAAUGAUUGGAAAUUCCCGGUCUGGUGUCUGAUCACGUUCACCUAUCCUGUGGCGUACGCCACCGCCAUGAACUUCUUUCCAUUGAUCGUCCAGCGAUUGGGCUACUCGGCCGUCAAAACGAACCUGUGGACGGUGGCUCCGAACAUGGUUGGCGCAGUGGUGCUGCUUGCAGUGGCCAAGUCUUCCGACUACUUUCGCGAGAGAACCUUCCACAUUAUCCUUUCCUUAACGCUCUCCCUGAACUCGCGGGCGGCGAAUACGGGCUUCUUCGUUGGAUUGGGCAACUUGGCGGGCAUUAUGAGUGCCGCGACGUUUCGCACGGAAUAUGCGCCCCAGUACAUUCCGACCUUGGUGGCUACCUGCUGCUGUAACGGAGUAUGCAUUGUAUUUACAUUCGGACUGGGGCUGUGGAUGCGCGGGGAGAACCGCCGACGCGAUCGAGAACAGGGGGUGAGAUUGUGCGGCGAGGAGGUCGACACGCGAUAUCUGGUCGGACAAAGGGCCGCAUAUUUAUUUUGUCCAACCGGUCGCUCCGACGUGAGGGGACGUUUGCAUCCCACUCUCCCACUCCUCGAGAUGAAGAAUCACGUUUGCCAGUGGACCAACUGCCGCAAGAGCUUCACACGGGCGGAGCAUUUGCGUCGACAUAGUUUGAACCAUGAGAAGUCGCGCGAUGGAUAUACAUGCGAACGUUGCUUUGUCCAUUUCAAUCGACCCGACCUGCUUUACGAAGAAGCCGGGGGUCCUGGGAUGGGAGUGCUUGAAACACGCAAGAGGACUCGUCGGGCUGGAGAUGGAACCAUCAUUACUCGACCACGCAAGCGACAGUCCCAACCACAUUGCUCGGAAUCCACGACGGCGUCGUCCGUGUCGGUGACGAGCGGGCCAGAUCUGGCCCAGAUCACCCUCGAUCUGGACGGACAGACACCGCAUGGAGCCCCUGUAUCGCCUCCAGGGUCCGCCAGCGACCCACCGUCGCUGUGUUUCGACGAUCACGACCCUCUCUUGGCUCCCAUGAUGCCGGGGGGCGCAUUCGAGCCGUUUGUGGAGCCCAUCCCGGGGCAAUUUGAUGCAGCCGACGGCGCGUGGAGUGUUGGGUUGGACGGGACGAGCGAUUUCUUCAGCGUGGAUACAGCGACGGAUUUCAACAUGCCCUUCGCGGCGACCCAUAACUACAAUUGGCUAUUUGACGUGACGUCGCUCGACGACGCGUUUCACCACCUUGACCUGCCGCUCGGAUCGGACAUGAUGGCCUUCGGGGACGGGUUCGACACUGGUCGCAGUCCGAUGCUGCCAGUGGCUGGACGGGUGUCCGACUAUGAUCGCAACGACCGGGAUUCGUCGUCCAUGCUUCUCGAGGCGGCGUCUUUCAUCGAUCGGGGGGCAUCACAGGGAAAGCUUUCUCUGCAAGAUAGCGGCGACCUCCCUGACUUGGUCGAGCUGGACUGGAUGUCGGGACCAUCAACGUUUGACAACAACACCUCACUAUAUCUUCCUCGACUGAGCGAAGACACACGGCAGGGAGUGUUGAAGUUGAUUGCACAGUCACCACCACUGGGAGCGACGGGCCAUAUCACGGCAGUUGACUCGCCGCUCCUGUCGCUCACGGCGUUGCAGAGCUACAGUGAUCUGUUCUUUACCCGCUUUAACACUACGUAUCCUCUCAUCCAUCAGCCGACAUUCAUGGCUGCCCAUGCGGAUCCCAUCAUACUGGCGGCUAUACUAUCUAUGGGAGCGACGUAUGGCACGCGCGAGGCACAUCAAUUAGCGGUGGGGAUCCACGACAACCUCCGCAAUCACCUCUUUUGCCACGCCGACUUCUCCCCGCAGCCACCGCUCUGGGUCCUGCAGUCGAUGCUGCUAGUCGACUGCUUUGGAAAGAUGCGGGCGGGCCCCAAACAGCGCGAACGAGCACAGCUUUUCCACUGCGUGCUCAUCAAAUUGAUCCGACGGAGCGACUGCUGUGGCAUUCGCGCCAACUCGGCGACAGCACCGCCACUAGACAGCCUGGACGGACAAUGGCGACGUGCCAUGGAUGCCGAGCAGCGGAAGCGGCUGGCGAUGCAUUGUUUUAUGUGGGAUACGCAGCACGCCGUGCUCUUCUCCCAAUCCCUCUGCAUGUCGGCCUUUGAAAUCCGAUCUUCACUACCGUGUGGGGCCAACGCCUGGGAGGCAUCCAGUGCCGAGGAAUGGGCACGGCAUGCUUCGCGAGAGGCCGACCAUCUCUUCCUCUCUGUGCUCAAAGGCUACAUCACCCCCGGGACCAUCUCGCGACCGCGGGAUCUCAACGCCCUAGCACGCAUCGUGGUACUGCAUGGGCUGAUGUCCGUUUCCGCCGAUCUAAAAAGACGUGACCAGACGACGCUUCAGUCCGAGACCCCCGAGCGGGUUGGGGCGUGGACGCUGCGCAUGGGCCGGUCCUACGACUUGUGGAAAGUGGAUUUCGACGCCGACUGCCUCGCUAUGAAACUCGGCCAGCCUGCGGAUCCGCGCCGCUUCACCGGGCUGAAAACCUCCGCAUACGCGCUCUUUCGCGCGGCUCAUUUGGCGUUGAACGUCGAAAUCCUUGACCUGCAGAUCGCCGCGGGGGCAUCACAGAUCCUCGGGCGCGCCGUCACGGCCGACGACCGCGAGCGAUCGCGCCGCAAUCUGCCUCGGUGGCUGCAGAGCGAUCCAGCGAUUGUGGCCACGCGGCACGCUGCAACGCUCUUGCAGGAAGCCGUUCUGAGUCUCCACGACUGGGACCAGACGGACGCGUUCCACUUCCCGUGGUGUCUGUAUCUGGCGACGCUGGCGUGCUGGGCAUUUCACCGUGGGCUAGACCGGUGCCCGCCGCAGGGCCGUCUCACGACGGAUUUGUCGUCACUUAUCGUGGCUAUGACGACGUGUUCUACGUUGGCGGAGCUGGGUGGCCUGGGCGGCAAGUACGAUCCAACGCCGUUGGUGGUGGCGAUGGCGCAGCAGUUGGCGACGGUGCGGUGGGCAGUAGUCCAUGAUGCAAUGAAGGUGUUGGUGAAUUUGUCUACUUAG
Molecule: messenger RNA, 3771 nt
Organism: Aspergillus candidus
Lineage: Eukaryota; Fungi; Ascomycota; Eurotiomycetes; Eurotiales; Aspergillaceae
Product: MFS transporter/fungal specific transcription factor domain-containing protein
Exons: 11
Coding region: 1-3771 (1256 amino acids)
Biological process (GO): transmembrane transport; DNA-templated transcription
Cellular component (GO): membrane
Molecular function (GO): DNA binding; transmembrane transporter activity; zinc ion binding
Source: RefSeq, a predicted model, not a curated record